AAGUGUGUGUAUGUCGAAAUUUUAAAAUUAACCUAGCUACAUGUUCCGAGUGCUAACAUAGUUUGCCUUAUGCCAUAAUAGCCAUUAAAUCGGUGUUUGAAUUGGUUUUCAUACUGAAAAACAAAGUCCAGAGACGAGUGUAUAAUAAGCGAUGGCAACGAACGGACCCAUUAGUGGCCACAACUCCGGUGGCAUUCAGUGCUGUAAAGCCAUUCAUUUGCCAUUACUUACGGACUUGUACCAAAUAACGAUGGCUUACGGCUAUUGGAGGAGCAAUAAGUGUGACCAGAAUUCCGUGUUUGACGUCUUUUUUCGCCGGAAUCCCUUCGGCGGUGAGUUCACUGUAUUCGCCGGACUCGAGGAUGUCGUCAAAUUCCUGCACGGAUUCCGAUUCCUACCCGACGAUAUUGAAUAUUUGCGCAAAAUUUUACCGAAACAUGUGGAGGAAGAGUUCUUCGAGUAUUUGUCGAACAUAUCGGCCAAAGACAUCACACUUUACGCCAUUCCCGAGGGUUCGGUUGUAUUCCCAAAAGUACCGCUUAUGAGGAUUGAAGGCCCGCUCCCUAUCGCACAACUACUCGAGACCACAAUAUUAACAUUAGUCAACUACGCCAGUCUCAUCACUACAAACGCCACAAGAUAUCGGAUAGCAUUGGAUGGAAGGGAUAUUCAACUCUUCGAGUUCGGUCUCCGCAGGGCUCAAGGCAUCGACGGCGGACUUUCAGCCUCCAGAUAUGCAUAUAUGGGAGGCUUCGAUGGCACCAGUAAUGUAUUGGCCGGUAAGAUGUAUGGCAUACCACUGAAGGGAACUCACGCACACUCUUUCGUGAUGUCCUAUUCAUCUGUCGAUGAUUUAAACAUUAGAAUUUUGGCGAACAAGACGACCGGAGAGAAAGUGGAUUUUGUGGACCUGUGCCUCAAAUACCAGAAAGAGUUGUCCGAUUUAUUGGAUGUGCUGCAGUCGGAGUGCAGUUCCAGUGAAUUUGCCGCUUUCAUCGCUUACGCCCUUUCAUUCCCGGAUUCAUUUCUGGCAUUAGUGGACACAUACGAUGUCAUUAGGAGCGGAUUACUUAACUUCAGUGCAGUGGCGUUAGCGCUCAACCAACUGGGAUACCGGGCCAUAGGGGUGCGCAUAGACUCGGGUGAUUUGGCCUAUCAAUCGCUGGUGGCGUACGAGAAGUUCCGCACUAUUGGCGACAAGUAUUCGCUGGACUGGUUCCCGGAGCUGACAAUCGUCGCCAGCAAUGACAUCAACGAAGACACCAUCAUAUCGUUGAAGGAGCAAAAGCAUGGCAUCAAUGCGUUCGGAAUCGGCACACAUCUGGUCACCUGCGAGAGACAACCGGCGCUCGGCUGUGUCUAUAAGUUAGUAGAGAUCAAUGGUCACCCGUGUAUUAAAAUCAGUUUAGAUGUGGAGAAAGUGACGGUUCCCGGCAGGAAGAGUGUGUUCCGGCUGUACGGCAAAGAGGACUAUGCGUUGCUGGACCUGAUGCAGGGCGCCGAAGAGCCGGCCCCCAAAGCCCAGUCCAAAGUGCUGUGUAGACACCCGUUCCAGGAAUCCAAGAGGUGUUACGCCACGCCAUCCAAAGUGGAGCCGUUGUUAAAGAUUUGGUGGCAAAACGGAAAAGUUCAGCAGAAAAUGCCGGACUUGGAAGAGAUCCGGAGUCACGUCCAGAACUCGCUGAACACAUUGCGUGCGGACAUCAAACGAAAUUUGAAUCCAACCCCAUAUAAAGUGUCGGUGACCGACAGUCUGUACCAAUUUAUGCACAAUCUAUGGCUGGAAAAUGCACCGGUGGGUGAACUCAAUUAGACUGUUCAUUGUCUAGUGUUUCGAAAAACUACAAUUCCAUUCAAUUAUAGCCUACAAUAUACUGUAG
This is a messenger RNA of Oppiella nova, 1880 nucleotides long. The record is from the annotation of a GenBank genome assembly. NCBI's taxonomy places the organism in Eukaryota, Metazoa, Arthropoda, Arachnida, Sarcoptiformes, Oppiidae.